GCUGGUUACUUACAAACAAACACACAAUAUGUCACCAGAUGAAGAACAUAAACCUCACUUCGACGCAUCAGGCACUGCUGAUGUCGAAGAUAAGACCGCAACUGCAAUCUUGAGAAGAAAAAAGAAGGACAAUGCUCUUGUUGUCGAUGACGCCACCAACGACGAUAACUCUGUUAUCACCAUGUCUUCCAACACCAUGGAAUUGCUUCAAUUGUUCAGAGGUGAUACCGUGUCCGUCAGAGGUAAAAAGAGAAAGGAUACUGUCUUGAUUGUCCUUGCUGAUGACGAUAUGGAAGACGGUGUUGCCAGAAUUAACCGUUGUGUUAGAAAUAACUUACGUGUCAGAUUAGGUGACAUUGUUACCAUUCACGCUUGUCCGGACAUUAAAUACGCCAAUAGAAUUUCUGUUUUGCCAAUUGCCGACACUGUCGAAGGUAUCACUGGUUCUCUCUUUGAUCUUUACUUGAAGCCAUAUUUUGUUGAAGCUUAUAGACCAGUUAGAAAAGGUGAUUUGUUCACAGUGAGAGGUGGUAUGAGACAAGUUGAAUUCAAGGUUGUUGAAGUUGACCCAGAAGAAAUUGCCAUUGUUGCCCAAGAUACCAUCAUCCAUUGUGAAGGUGAACCAAUUAACCGUGAAGAUGAAGAAAAUAAUUUGAAUGAUGUAGGAUAUGACGACAUUGGUGGUUGUAAGAAGCAAUUGGCCCAGAUUAGAGAAUUGGUUGAAUUGCCUUUAAGACACCCACAAUUGUUCAAGUCUAUCGGGAUUAGACCCCCAAGAGGUAUCUUGAUGUAUGGUCCACCAGGUACCGGUAAGACCGUUAUGGCUAGAGCUGUUGCCAACGAAACCGGGGCAUUUUUCUUUUUGAUUAACGGUCCUGAAAUCAUGUCCAAGAUGGCUGGUGAAUCCGAAUCUAACUUACGUAAAGCAUUUGAAGAAGCGGAAAAGAAUUCUCCUUCGAUUAUUUUCAUUGAUGAAAUUGAUUCUAUUGCACCAAAGAGAGACAAAACUAAUGGUGAAGUUGAAAGAAGAGUUGUUUCCCAAUUGUUGACCCUUAUGGAUGGUAUGAAGACCAGAUCCAACGUGGUUGUCAUUGCCGCUACCAACAGACCAAACUCUAUUGAUACUGCCUUGCGUAGAUUUGGUAGAUUUGAUCGUGAAGUUGAUAUUGGUGUUCCAGAUGCUGAAGGUCGUUUGGAAAUUUUACGUAUCCACACCAAGAAUAUGAAGUUGGCUGAUGAUGUCGAUUUAGAAGCCAUUGCCGCUGAAACCCAUGGUUUUGUUGGGGCUGAUAUUGCUUCUUUAUGUUCCGAAGCAGCCAUGCAACAAAUUAGAGAAAAGAUGGAUCUUAUUGAUUUGGAAGAAGAAAAUAUCGAUUCUGAAGUUUUGAAUUCUCUUGGUGUUACCAAUGAAAACUUUAAGUUUGCCCUUGGUAACUCUAACCCAUCUGCAUUGCGUGAAACCGUUGUUGAAAAUGUCAAUGUCACUUGGGACGAUAUUGGUGGUUUGGAUAACAUCAAGAAUGAAUUGAAGGAAACUGUGGAAUAUCCAGUGUUACACCCAGAUCAAUAUCAAAAGUUUGGUUUGGCACCAACCAAGGGGGUUUUAUUCUUUGGUCCUCCCGGUACUGGUAAGACUCUUUUGGCUAAGGCUGUCGCCACUGAAGUUUCUGCCAAUUUCAUUUCCGUUAAGGGUCCUGAAUUGUUGAGUAUGUGGUAUGGUGAAUCUGAAUCUAAUAUCCGUGAUAUUUUUGAUAAAGCCAGAGCUGCAGCUCCAUGUGUGGUUUUCUUGGAUGAAUUGGAUUCUAUUGCCAAGGCCAGAGGUGGAUCUCAAGGUGAUGCUGGUGGUGCUUCUGAUCGUGUUGUCAAUCAAUUAUUGACAGAAAUGGAUGGUAUGAAUGCCAAAAAGAAUGUCUUUGUUAUUGGUGCCACUAAUAGACCUGAUCAAAUUGAUCCUGCCUUGUUGAGACCAGGUAGAUUGGAUCAAUUAAUUUAUGUUCCAUUGCCAGAUGAAACUGCCAGAUUGAGUAUUUUACAGGCACAGUUGAGAAAUACUCCGUUGGAACCAGGAUUAGAGUUGAGUGAAAUUGCUCGUAUAACCCAUGGAUUCUCGGGUGCCGAUUUGUCAUAUAUCGUUCAAAGAUCUGCCAAGUUUGCCAUUAAGGAUUCCAUUGAAGCCCAAGUUAGAAUUAAUAAGGAAAGAGAACAAAAGGAGAAGGAUAAGACUACAGUCAAGAGUGAAGAUGUUGACAUGAAGGUUGAAGAAGAAGAAGAUCCAGUUCCAUACAUAACUCGUGCUCAUUUUGAAGAAGCCAUGAAGACUGCCAAGAGAUCUGUUUCCGAUGCUGACUUGCGUCGUUACGAUGCUUAUGCUCAACAAUUGCAAGCUUCCAGAGGUCAAUUCAGUAACUUUAGAUUUACUGAAGGUGCAAAUGGUACUGCUGCUGAAGGUGCCGAAGGAUCCGGGGCUGCAUUUGGAAAUGCCGAAGAAGAAGAUGAUUUAUACAGUUGAGAGAAAGAAAGUUAGUUUAGUUCUAUAGAAUUCCUUUUUUUUUUUACUGUGUAUGAGUUUAUAACUCAAUCUCUAUUUUCAUUGUUAUGAAUAAUUGUUUUGUUAAUUCGAUAAAAGUAACUUUG
Molecule: messenger RNA, 2634 nt
Organism: Spathaspora passalidarum NRRL Y-27907
Lineage: Eukaryota; Fungi; Ascomycota; Pichiomycetes; Serinales; Debaryomycetaceae
Gene: CDC48
Product: AAA family ATPase
Exons: 1
Coding region: 182-2509 (775 amino acids)
Biological process (GO): retrograde protein transport, ER to cytosol; mitotic spindle disassembly; autophagosome maturation
Cellular component (GO): VCP-NPL4-UFD1 AAA ATPase complex; cytosol; nucleus
Molecular function (GO): ATP hydrolysis activity; ATP binding; polyubiquitin modification-dependent protein binding
Source: RefSeq, a predicted model, not a curated record